Molecule: messenger RNA, 1532 nt
Organism: Lactuca virosa
Lineage: Eukaryota; Viridiplantae; Streptophyta; Magnoliopsida; Asterales; Asteraceae
Source: the annotation of a GenBank genome assembly
UCUUAAUUAAGUUAUAGAAAAAAUUGGUAAAAUUCCUGAUCUACCCUCCCCACCCCAAAUAAGCAUUUAAGGCCUUGAGUUGUUCAUUCUGUUUCUUUUUUUUCCUUAAAACAUCUGAAUCUUUCAGCUUACACUAUCUCUUGGUUUUACUUUUCUGUCAUGGCUGCCUUUUUUCUACUUCUUCAAUGAUUUCCUUUCCCAUAGCUUUCUUUCACCAGUCUACUCCUAUUUAUAUCCAUUCAACCUUGAAAAACAGAUAAAGCAAGCUAUUUGACGAAAAACCCAUAUGAAAUCUUUGCUUAGAAAGUGAUUUUUCGUCAAAAGUUUUCAAGGGUUUUAGAAGAUGGAGAAGCUCUGUGAUCCUGCUCAAGAAGAUGAUCAAAUGGAUAUGCCUCCAGGAUUCCGAUUUCAUCCUACAGAUGAAGAACUCAUCACUCAUUACCUCUCUAACAAAGUUCUCGAUAGCACCUUCUUUGCUAAAGCAAUCGGAGAAGUCGACAUGAACAGAAUUGAGCCAUGGGAGUUACCUACGAUGGCGAAAAUGGGCGAAAAGGAGUGGUACUUUUUCUGUUUUAGGGAUAAGAAGUACCCCACCGGAUUACGAACAAACAGAGCAACCGCCGCCGGUUACUGGAAAGCCACCGGAAAAGAUAAGGAGAUUUACAGAGGAAGAUUGCUCGUCGGAAUGAAGAAGACUUUGGUUUUCUACAUGGGAAGAGCUCCAAAAGGGGAAAAAACAAAUUGGGUGAUUCAUGAAUAUAGAUUAGAGGGAAAAUUCAGUCUGCAAAAUUUGCCAAAAGCAGCCAAGAAUGAAUGGGUUAUAUGUCGUGUUUUUCAUAAGACUUCAGGCGGGAAGAAAAUCCCCAUUUCUGGGCUGAUGCGGAUGGAUUCCGGCGGUGUUACCAGGUCGCUGCCACCAUUGAUGGACUCUCCGGUGGCGUUUGGUGGAAGGAACAUCAAUCCAUGUAUAUCCGAUUCACUACACGUACCCUGCUUCUCCAAUCAAGUCGAUAUUCAAACAACCCAGAAAACCAUGAUUAAUAGUUUCAUCAACACUUCAAUUUUUCCAUUCGAUUCCAGUUCCAUUCCAUUACUCGAAGGCCAAUCUGAUCCUCUUAUGCACCAAUUCCCUUCUGUUACUUCAUUUCCAGUUCAUGAUCAGGCGAUAUUGAGGGGUUUAAUCGAGACCUACAGUCAUGGAUUGAAGAUAGAAAGAGAUAUAUUUACAGGAUCACAGGAAACAGGGGUGAGCUUCGGGAAGAACAUCUCGAAUCUUGAGAAGGGUAAUAUUGGAAUUGAAGAUCAAGAAACCCCAUCAACUUCAGUUGGACCAAUUGAUUUGGAUGGUUUCUGGAAUUAUUGAAAUCAAUAAUUGGGAACAAGAAUUUAAUUAUGAUGAUUGCUUUGUGAUGUUGAAAUCUUGAAACAGGGUGAUCUUGAGUUGAGACAGUGUUUAUACAUGAUGAAGAUUUGACGAAAAAUGAAGAAAUAAGACAAGUAUUACUUAUUUUUGUGAUUGAUUAUGAGGCAGU